ACAUGUGACUCUGUGGGGACUUAGAAGGGUGUGACUUUGUCCUCUGCAUUCAGUAACACAGGAUUUAUUCGUAGUUGUCGGAAUAAGGGACUUCAUUUUGAACUGGGCGUGAGUCGAGACUGAAAACUUGUCUUGGAGCUAGCUUUACAAAGCGGAAAAAAGUAAGUGUAGGACCGGGUUGGUCAACAGAUUAGCCGAAUUUUUUUAGCUCGAUUUUUACUGUACCGGCAACUUUCUAUGUAGUCGUUGUCUCAAGAGGAACUGGAGACGGUUAACUGUUCAACUUGACAGGGUUGCAGACUGAUAAAGUAUAAACGCAAUGUGGAUUGAGAGAACACCACGGACAUGGCUGGGAAGUCUUGUUGUCUUGUUGUUUUUAUGGAAAACAGCAACAGGCUGCCUGGAAGCUUGUAUCUGUGCUCAGCCUCAGCCGGGACAGUACAUUACUAACUGCCAGGGGAGAUCCCUCUCUGAGAUUCCUGAUGGAAUUCCAGACAACACCGUUACCCUAGGUUUGGGGAUGAACCGUUUGACAUCUGUGCCAGGCGGCAUUUUCUCCCACCUCACCAACAUGAGAGCCAUAUACUUACAACAGAACAUGAUAACAAGUAUCGAAGACGGCGCUUUCGAAGGGCUUAUAAACUGUGAAGUCCUGUUUCUACACGACAACAACAUCACUCACAUCUCUGCUAACACGUUUAUAGGACUGGACUCACUCUCCAGACUGACUCUACACGAGAACAUGAUCUACAGUAUAGACCAGGGAGCAUUCAACUUUCCGUUGUUGUCCGAAAUAACGCUGAGCUCUAACCACCUUGUGUGUGACUGUUCGCUCGGCUGGUUCCAAGACUGGUCCCUUAACGUGUCGGACAAGGUCCGGUUAGACAAGAUCACCUGUGCGUCUCCCACCAGUCUCGCUGGCGAGGAGUUAACAGCCAUCUCAAGGGACUCAUUUGUCUGUCCAUGGCAUUGUGAUGCUCAGGGCCAAGCAUGCUAUCGGUUCUUCCAAGACUUGAAAACUUUGGAGGAGGCCAAUGCUACAUGCGCUGUGAACGGGAGCCACCUAGCGACCCUGUACAGCAAUGCAACCAUGCUGUUCUUCCAGGAGAUCGUUCUCAACGACAUUGAUAUCUACGACGCUCCCUACUGGAUUGAUGCAAACGACAGGGAUACUGAGGGAACAUGGGUGGACGCAAACAACAACGAGCUGAUGUUCGCGCCGUGGGCUACCGGGCAGCCGGACAGUGCCGCUGGCGAGGAGGACUGCUCUACCAUCAGAUGCCGAGAAGACGGCACCUGCGUGUUGGAUGACCAACAAUGCAAUGAUCGUUUUCGCUACAUCUGUGCCUAUGAUCUGUGUCCAGCUGAGAACCUGACCACCACGCGCGGUGUGUUCUCCUGGCCGGCCACCCAGCCCAACCACACCGCCGAGCUGGACUGUCCACACACGAUCAACGGACUGACCCAUAAGAUGGCUUCCAGAUACUGCUCGAAGGACUCAUCUAGUGGUCCCGAGUGGGAAGCACCAGUCAUCUAUGACUGUCCGUACCACCCGGACUUCACCACAGGUGCGCCUCCCACCCCCUUACCCACCACCUCUACCACCACCAUCAGACUACCCACUGCGCAGGCGUCGACAGAUGCCCCGGAUGCUGUCCAAACCACUCAACAGGAAAAGACUACAACAAGGACAACUACUGUGACGUCUUCUACAACAUUACCUACAACAGAAAACAUCACUCCUACCACUACAGCGCCAGCUACAACCACACAUGCCUCCACUACAACGGUUAUGCCAACGGAACCGGAAAUGACGACGGACGCUGAUGUCCCGACAACCCAACCAGACGAUCACCACAUGGAGGGUCCGUGUGCAGAACACACCCCGUCCCCUGACAACCGACAGUUCCCCACCCCCGGGGUGACCGUUCCUUCAGUCAUUCUGUUGGAGGACUUGGUGAUGUUUCAACCUACCAUAGAAAACGUAGACCAGCUCUCGGCCCGUCUGUCCUCUCUGACGGAGCAGGCGGUUGAGUUCAGCCCGCGGGAGAUAGAGAACGCCGUGGACACGCUGUCCGGGAUCGUGUCGCUGGACGAGCUGAGUGAGGAGGCGUCCGCUAACGGCAUCAAGACCGUCAGUAACCUGUUAGUCGCCAUGGAGAGCAGUCUGUUUGAGGCGGAGCUCAAAUUCAACUCGACGAAAAAAAUGCUUGACGCUGUGGGCGCCCUGUCCAUGAAGGUGAACUUCCAGUCGGAAGUGUUUCGGGCAGUCUCGGAACACGUCGGCAUCCUCGUGCUGAACCUCACGGCGCCUGAUGACGUCAACGGGCUGCGCUUCUCCGAGAUAGGCGCCAAUAUGACGGCAACGCUGUCUCAGGGACGGGUUAAAAUCCAGGAGACGGUCCCUGGUGCGGAGGAAAUUGAUGACAUCACGGCGUCUUUCGAAUUCCCAGCAUCCCUUGUGCAGUACGCCAGGGCAAUGGGCGAGACCAGGAUGCAGUUCGCAAUAUAUCCGCAUGGAAAAAUAUUCCAGAUAUUAGAGCGUGCCGCCAAGGUGUCUCAGCUGGUGCACAACUCGGUAGAAGAGCCGGUUAUCGAUGGAGACCGACUCAACAGUCGGAUCAUCUCGGCAACAGUCGGACACCUCGAGCUGAAGGACCUCUCCGACCCGGUCAAACUGGUCUUCACACAUGUCCAGCAUGGAGACAACCCGGAGUGUGUGUGGUGGGACAUGCAGACUAACGGUGGGAUGGGCGGCUGGUCGUCUGAAGGCUGCUGGGUGGACGUGACGGAGAACGGACAGACGGACUGUUACUGUGAUCAUCUCACCAACUUUGCACUACUCAUGGAUGUGUACGGUACCUCUGCACGGGUGUCCAAGGGUCACCAGACGGCGCUGUCAGUCAUCUCCUAUAUCGGCUGUGGCGUGUCUCUCAUCGGCAUCUUCCUCAGCCUUCUCACCUUCGGGAUGUUCAAGAAAGUCCGCCGGGAGACUCCUACCAAGAUCCUGAUAAACCUGUGUGUGGCCCUGUUCAUGGUGAACGCGCUGUUCGUCAGCCUCACAUCUAUACACGACUUGGGGAUAGACGAGCUCUGUAUGAGCUUCGCAGUACUGAUGCACUACUUCCUACUGGCCGCCAUGAUGUGGAUGGGUCUGGAGGCCCUGAACAUGUACAUCGCUCUGGUCAAGGUCUUCAACACCUACUACAAACGUUUCAUGUUCAAGCUGGCACUCGCUGGAUGGGGAAUUCCUGCUGUUGUUGUUGGCAUCACCCUGGGUAUCGACCACAAAAGCUACGGACCGUAUGAGGGCAUUUGCUGGCUGUCCCGCUAUGCCUUCCUGGGAGCGUUCCUCGCGCCCGCGCUGUUCAUCAUCAUCGUGAACUUCAUCAUCUUCACCAUGGUGAUCCGCACCAUCGUGGGGCUAGAGGACCAGAAGAAACUUAAGAAAUCCACCAAGACUGACACGGCCACUAAGCUGAAGGGUGCUGUGGGACUGUCCAUACUGCUGGGCCUGACCUGGGCACUGGCUAUCUUCGCUAUCCGGGAGGCAAACGUCGUCAUCAACUACCUGUUUGCUAUCUUCAACUCUCUACAAGGUCUGUUCAUCUUCAUCUUCCACUGCGUGAUGAAGAAAGAUGUGCAGAACAACUGGAGGAGGAUGAUCCCCUGCUGUCCCAACCCGCCACCGGGUAGUACAGUAUACGUUAAAACAGCAUCAAAACGAAAACAAAUGGUCUGGAGCCCCUCCGCUAUCUCCAUUGAUGUGAAGAGCACGGAUUGCCCCUCCUCACGAAAUAACUCACCCUGGCCAGUGUUCGAAGCUUGGAGUACCCGAAGCCACAUGAGAGCCAACAGGACAAGGAGCUCCCCAGUCAGCAACGGAUCCAUGGUUCGCAAGUUCUCGCAAAGCGAGUCCACCACUAGCCUGGCUAAGGACAAGCGGGAGAUCGCGGAGACUGGGCUGUACAACGAGGCUUACCAGUACGCUCCGGAGGCCUUCAAUCCUCUGGCGCGGAUUUAAUCACGAACACAUUCUUAAACCACAAUACAGCAUUAUUUGUUUACUAUAGUCAAACAUAUCAAUAUUGCGGCACAGCAACAAACAGAUUGAUUUGAUUUGUUGAUCCGUACUACUCGCAUAUAUCUUUUGCAUCUAUCGUUUACGAU
Branchiostoma floridae (Florida lancelet) is the source of this 4170-nucleotide messenger RNA. Its product is annotated as adhesion G-protein coupled receptor G2-like. Gene Ontology annotation, molecular function: G protein-coupled receptor activity; protein binding. The record is from RefSeq and is a predicted model, not a curated record. NCBI's taxonomy places the organism in Eukaryota, Metazoa, Chordata, Leptocardii, Amphioxiformes, Branchiostomatidae. Gene Ontology annotation, cellular component: membrane. The coding region runs from base 320 to 4024 and encodes 1234 amino acids. The transcript is spliced from 28 exons. Gene Ontology annotation, biological process: adenylate cyclase-activating G protein-coupled receptor signaling pathway; cell surface receptor signaling pathway.